Molecule: messenger RNA, 1400 nt
Organism: Phalaenopsis equestris
Lineage: Eukaryota; Viridiplantae; Streptophyta; Magnoliopsida; Asparagales; Orchidaceae
Product: two-pore potassium channel 5-like
Exons: 2
Coding region: 236-1333 (365 amino acids)
Biological process (GO): stabilization of membrane potential; potassium ion transmembrane transport
Cellular component (GO): plant-type vacuole membrane
Molecular function (GO): potassium ion leak channel activity
Source: RefSeq, a predicted model, not a curated record
UGAAUGGUUUCCGUGUGCAGCCGAUCCAAGCAUCCUGCAUUUUUAUAGGGCACACGUUAAACAAACUGUUCCCUCCAAUCAACGUCAUCGUGCAUUUAUUUCACUCUGGCUUGCGUUGCCCGAAACCUGAUGCCUUUACAAGAAAUGAAAAAUGUCUCGACCACCCAAUCUUCUCCUCUUCUCUUGUAUCUGAAGCCAGCUGCGGUGGUUAGCUGUUACCCUUGUUACCUGUGAGAUGGACGAGGAAGACCAGCUUGUUCUGUUUUCCCAACCCUCGAGCUCCGAGAUCGAAGACAGCCACCCCGGAACCGACGAUGCCGACGGAGGCAACGGCGCCGCCGCCUCCUGCUCAUCGAAGUCACCGGCGCAUUUCGCAGGCCGGAAAUCUAUGCUUAACCGCUCCAAGACCGCUCCGACCAUGGACAGCCUGCGAAACCCAUGCUCUGAAGUCAACGAUGCUUACUCCAAGAAGCAGCCGAGGUUCGGCCCCUCCAUUGCUGUCCUCAAAUACGCUGCCGCUUUACUCCUUCUUUACCUGUCUCUUGGCGUGCUCAUCUAUUCUACCAAUUCCGACGGCUACUCUGGUACAGAAACUCAUCCCACUGUCGACGCCCUCUACUUCUGCAUCGUCACUCUCUGCACCAUCGGCUACGGCGACAUCGCUCCCCUCACCCCGAUGACGAAAGCCAUCUCGUGCAUUUUCGUCCUCGUCGGCUUCGGCAUCCUCGACGUGCUCCUCUCUGCUGCCGUAUCCUAUCUCCUCGAUCUCCAAGAGAGCCUCAUUCUAGCCGCUGGCGCACGUGGCGAGGUUGCCUAUGCUUUCGACGCCGAGAAGGGGCGAAUGAGGAUUCGGAUGAAGGUGGGGAUAGCGGUCGGGGUAGUAGUUCUGUGUGUUGGGAUGGGGACGGUGGCGCUGCACUGGGUAGAGCAUUUGGAUUUGAUUGAUUCGUUUUAUUUGGCGGUGAUGUCGGUGACAACAGUGGGUUAUGGAGAUAGAGCGUUCAGGACUUUGAAGGGGAGGGUUUUUGCUUCCUUCUGGCUUCUAGUCUCGACCCUGGCAGUGGCGAGGGCUUUCUUGUAUUUGGUGGAGGCCAGAAUCGACAGGAGGAACCGAAGAAUCGCAAAGUUGGUGCUACAGAAGGGCUUGACGGUGGAGGACUUGAUUGCUGCUGAUAUCAAUCAUAAUGGAUUCAUCAGCAAAUCAGAGUUUGUAAUAUACAAGUUGAAGGAGAUUGGAAUGAUCGAAGAGAAAGAUAUACUGCUGAUCAUUAAUCAGUUUAACAAGCUUGAUCCUAACGAUACAGGCAAAAUAAUACGCCCAGAUUUAUUGUGAAAAGUUGAUGGAAAUGUAAAAAUGUUCGUGCUAAUGCAUUUUCAUUGGCCCCAUCCUCGCCGUGGAA